Zasmidium cellare ATCC 36951 is the source of this 3630-nucleotide messenger RNA. RefSeq lists its product as uncharacterized. NCBI's taxonomy places the organism in Eukaryota, Fungi, Ascomycota, Dothideomycetes, Mycosphaerellales, Mycosphaerellaceae. The record is from RefSeq and is a predicted model, not a curated record. The transcript is spliced from 3 exons. Bases 1 to 3630 code for a protein of 1209 amino acids.
AUGGAGAGCAUCCACGGCGUCGACGUCGGCUGGCUGCACCACACCCGCAAGGCCUCUGGCAAAGGUGAGCUGUCGCCGCCGAGUCCAAGUCUGACCCACGAUGCGAACAAACACUCCUACUUCCCCGGCCCUGUAACGCCUCCAGCGCUAUCAACACCCGUCAGCGACAACACCACGGCCCUUCCAAUCACGCCAUCCUCGAAUCCAAACGCCAAGACGCAGUCCAAACGCCCUGGUCUGCUGAACCGAGCUAGCUCGGAAAAGGUCAGUGGAGACGGUAAAGGUCCACCACGACGUAGCUCCUGGAUCUCCAACAUCAGCAACAAGUUCUCCACUUCGCAGGCGACUCCUGAGCGUCCUGGCGUGCAAUCAACGCAAUCGGCUCCGUCCCAAUAUGGCUCUUCUCCAACACCCACCAGCAAUGUGCCAGCUCAGUCUCCAGAAGCCAGCGAGCCGUCCGAAUCCAUGUCUUCCACGCCAAAGGGAUCGUCGUUCUUCUCCAGCCUUACGCGCAAACUAUCGUCAAAUUCUCAGGUUGGGAGCACGCCAAAGGUGAACGGCAAGGGUGGAUUGUGUCAACGUAGAGUGCUGAACGUAGACCCAAACCGCGAACGAUGUCUUGUACCGGAGAUGGACGAAAGCAGGUUGAGAAAGGUAUCUUUCUGCGUGGAUGUCGAGAUUGCAGGGGGCCCACGUUACAACGAUGACGAUGAAGAUGACGAGGACGAUCAAGAGAAGAAGCGAAGAAACAAGGCUGCUAAACUCAAAGAGAAGGCAGAAGGCGAGGCGCUGAAGCAUCCUGAAGCUAUCAAAGAAGCGAAAGAUGAAGGUGAAGAGCAGAAGCUUGAAGGCAAGAACAAGCCCUUACCGAACCCCAAGGAUAUCCCAAAUGGAAAAGAUGUAGGAGAAGAAGAUGAGGACCUCACAAGUCCACCCACCGCGGGAGAGAAGGUGAUGAGUGACAAGAAGAAGGAAAAGAAGAAGCGUUCUGAGGAAGAGCGCAAAGAACGCAAGGAGAAGAGACGGCGGCGUGCUGAAGAAAAUGGAUCGAUACCUGUUGAACUUUCACUGGACGAUGGCGUUGCUACCGGACUCGAUUCAGAUACUAUUUCAUUCUCAUUUCCCGACCGAAAGCCUCUGCCCAACCUGUCCACUGGAUCGACACCAGAUCCAAAGCGCGACAGACCAACAACGGAUCCUGUGAGAAUAUACAGGCGGUGUUGUCAGCUUCGAGAAACGCCGAUCCUGAAACGAAUCACCGAACAACUCAUGUCACCGACUUGCUGCGUACCGUACGAGCCUGGUGUGGUCAAUUGCCUUGAUCUUACAGGAUCAAGAUUGCAACUGGCUGAUAUGAUCACCCUUGGCGACUGGCUUGCUGUUGUACCAGUGAAGAGGCUAUUGUUGGAGGACGCCGAUCUCAGCGACGAAGGCCUUCGUUGUAUCCUCGCCGGUCUUCUCGCGGCGAAAAAGCCUGAGCCAACGAAGCGGAAGAGUACAUCGCCGAAGCAUCGACAAGGAAUGCAACCCAGACCUCACCGAGAACGUAGCGGCGUUGUGGAGAAGCUCACGAUCAAGAACAACCCUCGCAUCACCCGCAAUGGCUGGAAACACGUCAGUCUCUUCCUGUACAUGUGUCGAUCCAUCAAGGCGUUCGAUGCGUCCAUGAUUCAAUUCCCAGACAGCUUACCACCCAGUGCGCACAACACACCAGCCAAAAGCCCUCAGAGCCCUCCCGCUGGACAGGAUACGGAUGCGGCCGAGACCUUCUUCAAAUGCUUGAGCCAACGGUUUGGUGGCAGCAAGCUGGAAGAACUCAUCCUCUCCGAAUGUGGAAUGACCGCGCCUCAGAUUCGAAAGAUUGUGGAUGGAGCUAUCAUCUGCGGGAUCAAUCGGUUGGGUUUCGCGGGCAACCAUCUCGAUGAGGAGGGUCUGGAAGCGGUUAUCCACUACCUGAAAUCUGGUGUCUGCGGUGGCCUGGACAUUGGCGGGAACGACCUUCGUGGCAAGCUGGAUGCGAUUGCAGAAGCACUAAACAACCGAGCUGGAGUCACCUGCUGGGGAUUGAGUCUCGCUGAUUGCAAUCUUGACACGAGUUCAGUCAAGCCGCUGUUCCCGGCUCUAGUAAAGUUGCCCAACUUUCGCUUCCUAGACCUGAGCCACAACCCAGAUCUUUGUGGCCAGGACAAUGGUACCAUCUCUCUACUGAGAAGGUAUAUCGGGCAGAUGAAGUACCUAAAACGUAUCCAUCUUGCCGCAGUGAACAUGAGCCCCAAGCAAGCCAUCGCGCUUGCUGAUGUGCUCCCUGAAGGACCCGAGCUGGCCCAUAUGAACAUACUGGAGAACCCGCAGUUGACAGCGCUUGCCAACGCUACGGACGAGGCCAACCAGGAAGAGGCAUGUGCGCUAUACGCGAGCUACAUGGCUGCGGUCAGAGUAUCAACGACCCUUAUCUGCAUUGACAUUGACGUGCCUUCGUCAGACAACAGCGAAGUCGUCAAAGCACUAGCCAAGCAGAUCGUUGCAUACUCUCUACGCAACAUGGAGCGCUUCGCUGUGGUAGAGGCUACCGGCAGCAGUGCGGCAUCGGACGCUGCCGCUUCACUCACCCAACCUCACGGCGGAGAGCAGCAGCUGAAGGAAAUCACCGUACCGGACGUUCUGAUGCACCUGGUGGGUCACGUGGAGGGUAACAGCGAGAACCACGACAACGACGACCCAGCUCCCGAUACGGAUUACCUGGUUGGUGGUACUGGUGUCGUGAAAGCCUUGCAAUAUGUCCUCGGCGAGAAAGCGGACGACCUUCGGCGGAGUAGCCUUCCAAGCUCGCCCAUCUCAGGCAGUAGAACACCACGGGACCGACCAAGUUCAUCCGCUGGCUUCGACGAACAACAGCAAGUCAAGGCCAAGAAGAUGAGCAAGAACCUAUUGGACAGCGCCCGCAAGAUCCGAUCGAGGCUCCAACCAGCAAUCGCCAAGGAAUCCAACGCAGGCGACGAGAUGGCGAUGCGCCGACUCCUCUUCCUAGACUCGACCCUCUCCAGCAUGAUCCAGCGCUUCGAAGAAGAAUACCCCGAAACGCGAAUCGUGCCCCCCUCCCCCAAACAAGCCCCCUCCCUCGCCUCCUCCACCACCGAACAAUCCGCGCCCCUCUCCAUCACCACCCAAGGCACCGAAUUCACCAACAAAUCCGACGACGAAGACGAAUUCGACGAUCUCUCCUCCUUCCGCCCCGCCGUCUCCCGCCACAACAGCGACGUCUCCCUCGCCUCGCGCGCCCUCGCCAUCGAAGAAGGCCACCUGCACCGCCUCGGCCAACGCAUGCGCCGCAGCAUCGUCGACUCGCCCUCCGCCCUCUCCGCCGCCGACGACCCCUCCGCCACCGCGCCCUGGAAAGCCGACGAGGAGCGCCGUCUGAAAGCCCUGGCGCAGAAAGUCGAGGCCAUCACCGGGCCUGAACUCAAGGAUCUCGUCGAGAGCAAUGGCUGGGAGGUCGCCAUGGGGAAGGUCGGCGCGAAUAUGCAUGAUUUGCGCGCGUUGCAGGAGGCGGAUCCGCAGGCUUGGGAGGAUUUCAAGGAGAGUCAGAUGAAGGCGAGGAUGAAUUUGGCGCAGGAUGCGAGGAGUAAAUGA